Molecule: messenger RNA, 3406 nt
Organism: Haliotis rufescens (red abalone)
Lineage: Eukaryota; Metazoa; Mollusca; Gastropoda; Lepetellida; Haliotidae
Product: pre-mRNA-processing factor 40 homolog A-like
Exons: 25
Coding region: 113-2716 (867 amino acids)
Biological process (GO): mRNA cis splicing, via spliceosome
Cellular component (GO): U1 snRNP; U2-type prespliceosome
Molecular function (GO): RNA binding; protein binding
Source: RefSeq, a predicted model, not a curated record
CGAUUGGACGAGCAAGCUGGUUCCCGGCUCACGAUGCGGGUCGUCAACUUAUGAUUUGAAAGACGGGGCCCAGCUUAUGGACGAGUUGCCUCCCUUAUGAACUUCCGGCAUCAUGGCGGCGUCUUCUAAUCAGGGAGGACCCCCAAACCCAAUGAUGAGACCACCUUUUGGGAUACCUCCUGGGAAUGCCCCCCCUCCGGGUUUCAUCCCCCCACCUGGAAUGGGAGGUCACGGUGACCUGAACCAACCUCCACCAGGACUGCCAGGAUAUAGUGGACCUCCCAACAUGCCCCCUCCUGGAUUCCCCCCCGGCAUGCCGCCACCGAUGGGGAUGCCCCCACCCAUGUUCCCUGGAGGCAGUUCCACAUCUUCACCUGUCAUAUCUGCAUCAUCAACCACUGCAGUGGAUGGUGGAGACAAGAGUGUGUGGACGGAGCACAAGGCGCCAGAUGGAAGGACGUACUACUACAACAAUGUCACCAAGCAGUCCAGCUGGGAGAAGCCUGACGACCUCAAGUCCGACACAGAGCGGUUGUUGUCGCAGUGUCCGUGGAAGGAGUACAAGUCCGACAAUGGCAAGGUGUACUACCAUAACUCUCAGACCAAGGAGAGCAAGUGGACCAAGCCCAAAGACCUGGAGGAAUUAGAAAAAAAGCUAUCUGACCAGAAAGCAAGUAGGAAGGAGCUGUCGUCGACAGUGUCUGCCCCGAUUCCCCAGCUGAAACAGUCGUCCACCCCGUCGUCUGCCAUCCAGCAGGCCAUGCAGGCCACCCUGGCCUCCAUUGAGCUGCCCCCCGCCGCCCCAGGGGGAGCACCUCCAGCCAAGCCAGAGGAUUCCGAUAGCGGCUCUGACGUGGAGGAGGUGAAGCAGCCCAAGAAAGAAGUCCCGCUGGUGUUCAAGAACAAGAAGGAGGCGGUGGAGGCAUUCAAGGCUUUGCUGAAGGAGAAGGAGGUGCCGUCCAACUGUUCCUGGGAGCAGGCCAUGAAACUCAUCAUCAAUGACCCACGCUAUGGAGCGCUCAAACAUCUCAAUGAAAAGAAGCAAGCAUUCAAUGAAUACAAGACACAGAGGGCUAAGGAGGAGAAGGAUGAGCAGCGACUACGAGCCAAGCAGGCCAAGGAAGACCUUGAACACUUCCUGUGUAACAAUGAGAAGAUGAACUCUACAGUGAAAUACUGGAAAGCUGACAACAUGUUUGGAGACCUGGAGGCGUGGCGGGCAGUCAACGAGCGAGACCGCCGGGAUCUGUUUGAUGAUGUUGUGCAUCUCCUUGCUAAACGGGAAAAGGAGGAAGCCAAGACACUAAGAAAGCGCAACACCAAACUGUUCAAUGAAAUCCUUGACAGCAUGCCGAGUCUCACAUACUGCACUACAUGGUCGGAAGCUCAAGCCAUGCUGCUGGACAACCCCCGCUUCACAGAGGACCCGGAUCUACAGAAUAUGGACAAGGAGGAUGCCCUGAUCUGUUUUGAGGACCACAUUCGCAUGCUGGAGCAGGAGUAUGAUGACGAGCGGGAGCGGGAGCGGCGGAGGAUGAAGCGCCAGCAGCGCAAGAACAGGGAGAGCUUUGUGGUUCUCCUGGACGAGCUGCACGACCAGGGCAAGCUCAACUCCAUGUCUCUGUGGAUGGACCUGUAUCCCAUCAUUAGUCAAGACCUGCGCUUCACCAUGAUGCUGGGACAGCCUGGCUCAACCCCGCUCGACCUAUUCAAGUUCUAUGUUGAGGACCUCAAGGCCCGCUUCCAUGACGAGAAGAAGAUAGUGAAGGAGAUUCUCCGAGAGAAGGGCUUUGUGGUGGAGGUCAGCACGACAUACGAUGACUUUGCAGCUGUCAUCAGCAGUGACAGACGGGCUAUCAGCCUUGACACCGGCAACAUCAAGCUCACCUAUAAUAGUCUGAUAGAGAAGGCUGAGGCUCGUGAGAAAGAGAGGCUGAAGGACGAGGCCAGGAAGCUGAAGCGACUGGAGGGAUCUUUCAAGACUCUGUUGAAACAGCUGUCUCCACCCAUAGAUAUUGACACCAAGUGGGAUGACAUAAGAUCAAAGUUAGAACAGGAGACAGCUUUUGAGGCAAUCACUCUUGAGUCUGAGCGAAUGAGACUGUUCAGGGAGUAUGUCAUUGCCUAUGAGGAGACAUGUGGGCACCACCAUGCAAAGAGAAAGAAAUCAAAGAAACACAAGGUCAAGAGGUCAAGGUCAAGGUCACAUUCCAGUGAUUCGGAAGAAGACGAUCGAAGACACAAAGCAAAAAAGAAGAAGAAAUCCCGUUCUGAGUCCAGGUCUCCCAGUCCCGGAACACCUUCAGACAGAGAAUUUGAGCCUGAACGGACAUCGAAGAAACACAAGAAGAAGAAGAAGAAGAAGCACAUCUCCAGAUCUCCGUCACGUUCUGGCUAUUCAAGUGAUGAGAAGCAUGAACAUGAUCGAGAGAGAGAAAGAGAUCGGGACCGGGAACGGGACCGUGACAGGGACCGCGAUCGGGACCGGGAACGGGAACGUGAGAGAGAACGGGACAGGGACAGGGAACGAGAGAGGGAUAGUAAGUCUUCUCGUAGGAAGAAAUCUCCAACACCGUCCUCCAGGAAAGACAGACAUGAUAAGCAUGCUUCCAAGAAGAGAGAUGAUGACUACGACAGCACUGAGAGUGAGUUGAGUGAAGGGGAGUUGGAGAAGAGGAGGAGGUUAUUGCUGCAACAGCUUGAGAGUGACCUAUAAACUUCAGCACAAGGUCAUGGUGGGGUGGGUGGGUGUGUUUAGGGGUUUUAUAUGUGGACAUGCUUACAGACUGCAGAGGCUAAGUGGCAGGCAAUAAACACACAGACAAUGAAUAGACAUUUCAGUCUUUGAAGAUGACCUGUGGAGGAACACAAGUUUGUCUGGGAAUUUGAUGAAGCUCCAAAAUAUUUUUUUUGUGGCUUAGGGAAGAAAAUGUAUAUGGAUAUUUCUGAAUAUAUCUUCUUUACUGUAUCAAGGUGACAGAAAGAGAGAAAUGGAGUUCAAUAGGCAGUUUUCUUACAAGAGUCAGGAACUUCCAAUAGGUCAAAAGAAUUGACGGAUUAUAGGGUUGAUUUGUGAAUUGGCAACAGAGAAUACCAAUAUAGCUGUGCACAUUAUUUGUGAACACUUUUCGCCCUAUUUGAGUGCAGAAUGUUAGCUUUUCCAACAGCAGUGUAGAUGUUGCAUCCAACAGCAGUGGAGAUGUUGCAUCUGACAGCAGUGGAGAUGUUGCAGAAGGGAAGAGAUUUGCUUAAAUUUCUUUUCCUUUCCUAUAAAGUACAGUGUCAUGAUGAGGACAUCAUUGAUUCUGCACAAUCAGUUUCACGUCAGUGGCACUUUGCUUUCAUUUCAUCAUACUUCAUCCUCUGUGAGUGUCUACAAUAAAUGUAAUAAACACCAUUCUAAUCA